Annulohypoxylon maeteangense is the source of this 1713-nucleotide messenger RNA. Its product is annotated as phosphate permease. The coding region runs from base 1 to 1713 and encodes 570 amino acids. Gene Ontology annotation, cellular component: membrane. The transcript is spliced from 4 exons. Gene Ontology annotation, molecular function: phosphate transmembrane transporter activity. The record is from RefSeq and is a predicted model, not a curated record. Lineage: Eukaryota; Fungi; Ascomycota; Sordariomycetes; Xylariales; Hypoxylaceae. Gene Ontology annotation, biological process: transmembrane transport; phosphate ion transport.
AUGGCCGACGACGCUGCCGCUACGCCCGCUACGGCGUUCGCCCAGAAGACUUCAGGCGGUAACAACGCAUACCACAAUUUCCACAAUGACUUCGUGCACAUCUCGGAUCCUAAUGAGCGCCGUCGUCUUGCGCUCGCCGAGAUUGACAAGGCUCCCUUCGGAUGGUACCACGUCAGAGCUUGUAUAGUUGCCGGUAUUGGUUUCUUUACAGAUUCGUACGAUAUCUUCGCCGUUAGUUUGUUAAACACCAUGCUGGGAAUUGUCUACUACCCGGGCAAGGGUUCCCUACCUUCUUCUUCCGACAAUGCCAUUAAGUUGUCGACCUCCGCCGGUACCGUUAUUGGACAGUUGGCUUUCGGUUACCUUGCGGAUCACGUCGGACGAAAGCGUAUGUACGGUCUUGAGUUGAUUAUCAUCAUCUUCGCAACCCUCGGUCAGGCUCUAAGCUCCGGUUCUCCCUCCGUUAACAUCAUCGGUCUCAUCAUCUUCUGGCGUGUCCUCCUCGGUGUCGGUAUUGGUGGAGAUUACCCUCUUUCCAGUAUUAUCACUUCCGAGUUCGCGACUACUAAGUGGAGAGGAGCCAUGAUGGGUGCUGUCUUUGCCAUGCAGGGUAUUGGACAGUUGGUUUGCGCAUUCGUCAUGUUGUUCGUUACUCUUGGCUUUAAGGAGGCUCUUCAGGCAUCGCCCGCGGUUUCUGACUGCACGGGAUACUGCACGGUUGCUGUCGACAAGAUGUGGAGGACUUUGAUUGGUUUCGGCGCUGUUCCGGCUUGCAUAGCCCUCUACUACCGAUUGACGAUUCCCGAGACUCCUCGUUACACCUUCGAUAUCGGCCGCGAUGUUGAGAAGGCCGCCGACGAUGUUAAGGCGUACAUGUCUGGUAAGGCCGAGGGACAGCCUGACGAUAUUGCCCGUAUCCAGGCCCGUGAGGCUGCUCAGACGCAGAUGACAAUUCCUAAGGCCAGCUGGAGCGACUUCUGCCGUCACUACGCCAUCCCCAAGAACGGUCUGCUCCUAUUCGGUACCGCUGGCUCGUGGUUCUGCCUCGACGUUGCCUUCUACGGUCUGUCCCUGAACAAUGCUACCAUCCUAAACGUCAUUGGCUACUCUACCAGCGGCGCUAAAAGCACCUAUGAGGUUCUGUACAACACUGCCAUUGGUAACCUUAUUAUCGUCCUUGCUGGCGCCGUGCCCGGAUACUGGGUGUCGGUCGCCACUCUCGACACUCUAGGCCGAAAAACCAUCCAGAUGGGUGGUUUCAUCAUCCUAACCAUUCUUUUCAUCGUCAUGGGCUUCGCGUACAACCAUAUUUCUAGCAACGGAUUAUUGGCCAUCUACGUGCUUGCCCAAUUCUUCUUUAACUUCGGUCCCAACAUGACCACUUUCAUCGUCCCCGGCGAGGUAUUCCCGACCCGUUACCGAUCAACCUCGCACGGUAUCUCUGCUGCCUCCGGCAAGAUUGGCUCCAUCAUCGGCCAGGGUGCCAUCUCCACUCUGCGAACGAGGGGUGCUACUCAUAAUAACCCUAACCCCUGGAUGGACCACGUUCUCGAGAUCUACGCCCUAUUCAUGUUACUCGGCUGCUUCACCACCCUUUGCAUCCCGGAGACCAAGCGCAAGACCCUCGAAGAGCUUUCCGGCGAGGAUCAACCCGCGCCUCUGCCGGUACCAUCCAGCAGCAGCAACGACAAGAAUGCCGCUGAGUCUCUAUGA